AUGCCCUUUUUCGCUCGUAUAGGUGUCGUAUUCAAUGCAUCUGUCGGCGGUCUCUUCAUCAUGAUGCCAGCUCGAACGGGUCUCCGAUCCAUCCUCUCGCUAUCCGUGUUUUUCGUGUUAUUUGUCUUCGCCUUUGGCGCAUUCGAGUUUCUGGACGGUCCGCCCGACGGUCGCGUUGCCUGGGAAUUUCAGAGAUUAAACGAUGAGGAUUUGAGAGAGCAGGAAGCAAAUCAGCGUCCUUUUGCUGAGGUAAAACUCAACUACAAGUCGCCUCAACAAAGAUAUCUCGAGGAGGCCAAAACAGUGACUACUAGCCAAUUCAAAAACUUCAAGUCAACCUUCAACAACAUCAAGGCCCCGCGCCCACCCUACAACAACUCCCGUAUCAUUGACGAUCCCCGUGCCUCUGUCCAGUCCGCCGACAUCGCAAAAUCGGCCAAAAUUUACCGCCCUUACCCUAACUACAACAGUGAAGAAUGGAAGCGCACGCAUCGAGGCGCCUUUGUUCCCUGUGUCGGUCCUCGUGGUAAAACUCUUGACGACAGCUGGGACGACAGCGUCAGCGUUUACGUCGGCGUUCCAGAAAAUUUCCCCGAGCCCAGUUUUGGUUCUCAUGACGUGAUCGGUGUCGACGGACAACUCUCGUACGAUCGAUACACCAGAUACGCCGCCUACGGAUACGGAGAAGAUGACACCUCAUCCGAUUGGAUUCGCCCCUCUAAAGUCGAUUGGGAGACAGUGAAUUGGGGGAAAUUACAACAGGAAUGUGUGCAAAUUAACGCCGGUCGGUACAACACCACUGCAGCAAGCGACAAUAGUGGGUUGUCUUCUUGGUUUGGCCGUCGAUCACGCCCAGCAAAUCUCAUCAACCCUGAAGCACCUCCUGAAAAGCGCACCGCUAUCCUCAUCCGUAGUUAUACCGACAAGCAAUACUCCGAAAAUGACAAGCAGGUUAUUCGCUCGAUGGUCCAGGAGUUGUCUCUCCAGUCCGGCGGAGAGUACGAGGUUUUCUUGCUGGUUCAUGUCAAGGAUGACAGCAUCCCUAUCGACCAGGAAGACGCCUAUGAGCAAGUCCUUCGUGACAAUAUUCCUCCUGAAUUCUGGAACAUGACUAUUCUCUGGAACGUUGCUAUGGUGUCUAAGCGAUACAAUAAGCUCGACCCUGCAGUUUUGAAUGUCCACCAAUCGCAAUGGCUCCCUAUUCAACAUUUUGUUUUGGAGUACCCCGAGUUCGACUUUGUAUGGAACUGGGAAAUCGAUACCCGCUAUACUGGUCACAUGUACGAGUUUACGGAAGCAAUUGCAUCCUUCGGCCGCAAGCAACCCCGCCGUGGUCUUUGGGAACGUAGCGAGCGGUUCUAUAUUCCCGCCAUCCAUGGCAAAUACGACACCGAGUUCCGAGAGUUCGUGGCCGAAAAGGGUGGAUCGGGUGUUUGGGGUCGUCUCGGCUAUGAAAUGCAGGCAGAUAAGCUACCAACGCCCAAAGGGCCACCACCACCAGUUCUUCUGCCCGAAAACGACGACUACCAAUGGGGUGUAGGCGAGGAUGCCGACUUUACUGGAUUCUUGCCUAUUUUCAAUCCCUACCGCACCAACUGGGUGUUGAGAGACGACGUGUUUGGUUAUCUCGGUACGGAAACACCACGAAGAGCCACCAUUAUCACCCAUUCUCGAGUCUCCAGAAGACUGGUUCUAGCCAUGGACGACGAGAACCUGAAUGGUCGCCACGUUGGAUCCGAGAUGAACCCUCAAACCGUGGCUUUGCUUCAUGGCUACAAGGCCGCAUAUGCACCACACCCAAUCUGGUCCGACAAGCCACUUGCACCUAAACGUAUGGAUCGAUGGUUCAACUCUGGUGUCAACGGUCGAUCAGGCAGCUCUUUGGACAGCCCCUUCUCAUGGGGUCGUGAGCAACGGUUCCGGGAUUUGUCCUGGUACUACCGCUGCAAUGUUCCUGGUCGACUGUACUGGAACUUGCUAGGAUGGGAGAAGGACUCGACCGGAGGGCCAAGCUACGAGAAGAAAUACGGCCGUGUAGUGCUGCCGUCCAUGUUCUUCCAUCCCAUCAAGGAUGUAAGCCCUGAUUCCGAUAGCAUGAACUAUGACCUUCCCGUUUAA
Talaromyces amestolkiae is the source of this 2118-nucleotide messenger RNA. RefSeq lists its product as uncharacterized. Lineage: Eukaryota; Fungi; Ascomycota; Eurotiomycetes; Eurotiales; Trichocomaceae. The coding region runs from base 1 to 2118 and encodes 705 amino acids. The record is from RefSeq and is a predicted model, not a curated record. The transcript is spliced from 6 exons.